AUGGAGUUUGGCGGCCUCCCUUACGACGACUCCGUCCCAGCUCCCGAACCAGCGGCGGCUGGAGACAUGGACAUUGACCACCCCAUGCUCGACCGCGCGCUGGAUGACUUCCCGGCCCCUCGUCGCGGCAGCGGCAGCGGUGAUCGUGCCGAGAGCGGCCCCGUCCCCGAGCACGUCCAAGGUCUUCUCGGUCGCAUGGGACGUGGAAAGGUCUACCUCUCAGAGGAGAGUACCGGUGUUUUGUUUCACGAUGGAGACAAGAGGAUCAAGCGUGAUCCCCAACUUGCUCGUCUCGCCGAGGAGCUUGACAAGCAGGACCCAACGACUUGGCUGGCGGCUAUCUCGGAACAGUCGACCUCUCCUAUCCGCCCCAACGCGCUCUUCGUGUCCAGCUCCCUCAUCAAGCACCUUUCGACUGCCAAGGUGUUCACUUGGUGCUCUGAGCUCGGUGCUACUGCUAUGGGCAUGGAGUGGUUGAACGACACGACUCUUGUCCUCCUCUUCGACACUCCCUCUGCGGCCCUUCUCGGCCUCUCGAUGCUCGCAAAGGCCGGCUUCGACCCAACAGAGGGCGACGACCCGCUCAUGGAGCGUGCAGCCCACGGAUUCCCACACAUGCUUCUUCCUCGCGCCGAGCCCAAGCCGGAGCCUGUAAAGCCACGUGCAGGCGACGAGACGAUGGCCGACGAGGGCGCCGACGGCGCCGAGCCCACAGCCACCACCACCACCACCGACGCCGACGUCGACGCUCCCCCUGCUGAAGAGCCCGUGCGCCGUCGUGGACGUGGUGCCUUCUCCGCGCGUGAACCGUCUGGAUCGGCCCACGGCGCCUUUGACCUGGCCCCCCUCGCUCCUGCCAAGCGCGAGCAGGAGUUUGCUGAGGGUGUCGACCCGUACGCGCGCGUCACCAUCCGAUAUGCGCUCGAGUCGGACGCCAAGCAGAGGCGCGAUGCCAACCAGUCGGAAUGGUACGCUCGCCACGGUCGUACGGCUGGCAAAGAGCGCGCUCCUCAACGAAGGGGUUAUGGACGCGAGGGACCCGUGGAGCUCAAGGACCGCGUGGCUACGGCCGGCGAGGGACGGGAGUUUGCGCGCCGCAUUGGACGCGAGAGGGCCGCCCCAUAUGCCAGGCCUGAGAGGCAGAGGAGGUCGAAUGUGUCCGACCUGGAUGCGGACCUGGAAAGCUUUGCUGCGCGCCGCGACGGGCAGCUGGACGCCAUGUUCUCCGCGCGCAAAGAGGAGUAG
This is a messenger RNA of Apiotrichum porosum, 1245 nucleotides long. RefSeq lists its product as uncharacterized. The transcript is spliced from 5 exons. The record is from RefSeq and is a predicted model, not a curated record. NCBI's taxonomy places the organism in Eukaryota, Fungi, Basidiomycota, Tremellomycetes, Trichosporonales, Trichosporonaceae. The coding region runs from base 1 to 1245 and encodes 414 amino acids.